Molecule: messenger RNA, 1635 nt
Organism: Ramularia collo-cygni
Lineage: Eukaryota; Fungi; Ascomycota; Dothideomycetes; Mycosphaerellales; Mycosphaerellaceae
Exons: 1
Coding region: 1-1635 (544 amino acids)
Source: RefSeq, a predicted model, not a curated record
AUGACAAUCCCUCCAACGACAACAACAUCACCCCGCAUCAUUCGGACGAGCCGUAUAUCUCCUCAGCAGUCAGUGGACAGUGAACAUGCGGUGCCACUAUCGCUACUGGAUGCAACAACUGCUACAUUCGGCCUCACCAGCGCCGUUUGGCUAAUUGAACGUCCCACCAUUCCACUUUCUUCAUCUGAUCUCCCCACCCAUCUUCGCAAGGCGCUCAGCACAAUUCUGAAUGUUUAUCCUCAGUGGUGUGGUUACCUGAAAGCUAUCCUCAGCAAAGAUGGUACUUGUCUUCCUUCAGAAACAGCAUCUUUCCCGCCGCAUGCCAGACGUUAUGGUCGUGUUUAUGUACACUUUGGCAYUGAUACAGAUCCUGGCGUGGAGUUUAUAGAAGCGAAAAGUACUGCGACAGUCGACGAUCUUUACACUGCCAAUUCCGGAAAGAGACGGCCCGUCUGGAAUCGACUAGAGGAUGGAGUGACUCUUACCCAUUUUACACCUGCAACAGACAUUGUCCUUGCCCUCAAGCCCGCCAAUAACACGGAUGCGGAUGGCUCGCACAAACCAAUCAUGGCGGUGCAAUACACCGAGCUCGCAUGUGGCGCCAUUGUCUUGGCCGCAAAAAUCGCUCAUCCACUGGCAGAUAUCACCUCACUCACACACUUCGUGCGGGACUGGGCCAAUGUCAGUCGUGCAAUCCUUACAGAUGCGCCCCUAACAAUCCGAACGCCAAUCUUUGAACCCUGUCAACUAGACUCUUGCGCCGCGGGCGACAUUGAUGCUGCGAGACCCGAUCCCAGCAUUCUGAAAGACGCAUUGGACCUUCCACUACAUAGAUACGACUGGUGGGAUCCUCCCGCUCAGCCACCUUCUCCAUUCCCUGCAGAUCUUCCGCUGGCUGGGACGCCUUUACCUUGGUCAGAGUGGGAUACCGCAGCGCCAGUUGAGCAGUACACAAUUCACUUCAACCGAAAGCAGAUUGAUCACCUAUGGCAAUCAGCCGUCCAACAGAACUUCUCAGCGCCAACGAAUUUGGUAAUCAGCAAACACGACGCUCUAUUAGCUCACAUCUGGUCAUGCGUCGUACGUGCCCGAGGUCUCGAAGACGACCCAAAUCCCGUCCACUGCGAUCUCGUGCUAGGAGUUCGCCCGGCAUUCCGAUUAGACGACUCCUUCCUGGGAUCGCCCACAAUGAUGCUCAACAUCGAAAUGGAUGCCUCGGACGUCGCUUCUGGCAAAUCUCUGGGACUCGUCGCGCAUCGCAUUCGAGAGACGAUUUCUACCGUCAAUACUCGUCAGCGAAUAGCUGCUCACUUACACAGCAUCGCGUAUGAGAAAUCUCCGCAGAGAAUCUGGCAGGCGUUUUUGGGGAGGAGACAUUGUUUGGUCACUACGUGGGCUAGGGCAGGGAUCUAUGAUGUUGAUUUUGGGUUGGGAGGGAGGGUGAGGUAUGCGGAUGGGAUGGUGCCUUGUUUGGAUGGGUGUAUUCUGAUUGUGGAUGGUCCGCCUUCGGAGGAGUCUGGGGUGGGAGGCAUGUCGAGAGGGUGGACGAAGGAUGGAGUGGAUGUUACUUUGCCGUUGAAGAGGGAGGAUAUGCAGAGGCUGUUGAGGGAUCCGGUGCUUUUACCCAAGGUGUGA